AUGCGUCUAGAGAAAUCCAUUGCUACUUCUGCAGCUAUCAGGGUUGAGCUAGCGAAGAAGAAGCUUAAAAAACUAGAGGAACAAAAAAGACUGGAUGAGGAAGGUGCCGCCAUUGCAGAGGCUGUCGCUCUGCACGUCUUACUUGGUGAAGAUUGUGAUGAUUCAUAUCGAAACAUGCUAAACCAAGAAAGGGGCUUCAAGCCGUGGGAUUAUACUGCCAAAUUCAAUCAGUUUACAGGUGGAAGAAACAGAUUCUUCCCUCACCAACGCUGCUCGAGCUAUGCGGUUCACAGUAACGGACCAAAGGACGGUAACUGGUCAGUCUCAUAUGAGCCUUUCGCAAGGGGAUGGGAUAACAACAACAUGGGAAUAUCAGCUGAUAUGAUAGCUGCUCAAGCUGUGUCGUCACUGCGUAUCUCGGAGAAUGCUAACGUGGACACAGUUGUCUUCAACGGGAUGUUUAGAGGAUGA
Arabis nemorensis is the source of this 471-nucleotide messenger RNA. The record is from the annotation of a GenBank genome assembly. NCBI's taxonomy places the organism in Eukaryota, Viridiplantae, Streptophyta, Magnoliopsida, Brassicales, Brassicaceae.